AUGGACCCAUACGUGAUUCAGAUGAAAGGCAACAACCUUCCCUCAGUUCUGGAUGUGCACGUGAACAUCAGUGGGAGAAGCUCCGUGCUGGGAAAAAUGAGGGGCAGGAAGGCCAGAUGGUCUGUGAGGCCCUCGGACAUGUCCAACAAAACUUUCAAUCCCAUCCGGGCCAUCGUGGACACCAUGAAGGUGAAGCCAAACCCAAACAAAACCAUAAUUGCUCUGUCGAUUGGGGACCCUACUGUGUUUGGAAACCUGCCUACAGACCCUGAAGUUACACAAGCAGUGAAAGAUGCCCUGGACUCGGGGAAGUACAAUGGCUAUGCCCCUUCCAUUGGCUACCUAUCCAGUCGGGAGGAAGUCGCUUCUUAUUAUCACUGUCCUGAGGCGCCCCUGGAAGCUAAGGAUGUCAUUCUGACGAGUGGCUGCAGUCAGGCUAUUGAACUUUGUUUAGCUGUAUUGGCCAACCCAGGGCAAAAUAUCCUAGUUCCAAGACCCGGCUUCUCUCUCUACAGGACUUUGGCUGAAUCUAUGGGAAUUGAAGUCAAACUCUACAAUUUAUUGCCAGAGAAGUCUUGGGAAGUUGACAUAAAACACCUGGAAUCUCUGAUUGAUGAAAAGACAGCUUGUCUCAUUGUCAAUAAUCCAUCAAACCCCUGUGGGGCAGUGUUCAGUAAAAGUCACCUCCAGAAAAUUCUGGCUGUGGCUGCGAGGCAAUGUGUCCCCAUCUUAGCUGAUGAGAUCUAUGGAGACAUGGUGUUUUCAGAUUCCAAAUUUGAGCCUCUGGCCACCCUCAGCAACAACGUCCCCAUCCUGUCCUGUGGAGGGCUGGCCAAGCGCUGGCUGGUUCCAGGCUGGAGGCUAGGCUGGAUCCUCAUCCAUGACCGCAGAGACAUUUUUGGCAAUGAGAUCCGAGAUGGGCUGGUGAAGCUGAGUCAGCGGAUCCUGGGCCCCUGUACCAUUGUCCAGGGAGCUCUGAAGAGCAUCCUGCGCCGCACCCCGCAAGAGUUCUACCGCAACACUCUAAGCUUCCUCAAGUCCAAUGCUGAUCUCUGCUACGGGGCAUUGGCUGCCAUCCCUGGGCUCCGGCCAAUCCGCCCUCUGGGGGCCAUGUACCUCAUGGUUGGAAUUGAGAUGGAACAUUUCCCAGAGUUUGAGAACGAUGUGGAAUUCACGGAGCGGUUAGUUGCUGAGCAAUCUGUCUACUGCCUCCCAGCGGCGUGCUUCGAGUACCCGAAUUUCUUGCGAGUGGUGAUCACAGUCCCCAAAGUGAUGCUGCUGGAAGCCUGCAGCCGGAUCCAGGAGUUCUGCGAGCAGCACUACCACUGCGCGGAAGGGAGCCAGGAGGAGUGUGACAAAUAGGCCAGAGGUCGCUCGCCUGCGUCUGUGUCCUAUCAGGGAGGGCUGGCCUGGCCCUGUUGCCCCUCAGGGAGUCAGGUGCUCCUGCCGGGAGGGGCCUCAAAAACAUGUCAAGGUUCAGAAUUGCUCCUGUUUUCCCCCAGCUCUAUCCACAUAUACACUCGGAAUCCCAGAUUCUCCUCUCUGCUCUGCCGGAGGGACUCACUAAUUCACGAAUUUGCCCCCUCUCACAUGUCUCCCUCCUUUUUUCUGAGACGAUCAGGGGAGAAAAGCUCAUCAGAAAGCCUUAGAUACAUGAAAAUCAAAAGUUCAGGAUGAGAGAAACAAAAGAUUGAGAGAACUUGUGCCUCUAACCAUUUCCCCAUCCUGGAAGUAAAAACACACUCUCCCCCGUUAAGUCUGAAGCCCAGCUCUGUUACUGCCUCACUUCAGGUAUACCUCGCUUUAUGCAAUAGAGCUAAAACAAAAGAAGUAUUUCGUUAAUUAUGUUCUAAAUGUGUUAGAAAAAUUUGCUAAUUUGAAGAUCCCUUACAGAAAUCUUUCCGCUGAUUUCUUUUGUAAAGAAUUAUUGAUCAUAAAGGUAACUGAUCACCUUUCUAAAUUUAGAUAUGUGUGUAUCAGGCUAUUUUAAAAUGAUCACAGAUCUGUACUAAAAAAAGGAAGAAUCAAAGGAUCUUCCAAAAAUACAGCCAUGUAAGGACCAGAAAUAGCCUCACUUGUCCUUGUUAUGGAAUCAUAUUACUUUUGCUGUAACACUGAUAUUGAUUUAUUGAUAUAUAUAUUAUAUCUUUUCAUAUGUUUUCUAAGAAACAUUUAUAUUGACAAAAUAUUUUGCCAAGGGCAUAAAUUAUUGUUUUUCUUUCUUUUUUUUAAAAAAAUAAAUUUUACUAAGUAUG
This is a messenger RNA of Manis javanica (Malayan pangolin), 2255 nucleotides long. The record is from RefSeq and is a predicted model, not a curated record. NCBI's taxonomy places the organism in Eukaryota, Metazoa, Chordata, Mammalia, Pholidota, Manidae.